AUGGUGUCGUCUAUGGACACUGGAAUUAUGGGAUGGAGCUCCACGGACAAAGUUCUGGCAUUGUUUUGGCAACUUCUGCACUUCUUUCAGCUGUUGAGCAGUACUACAGUGUGUGAAGAUGUGUAUGAGUGUGUGAUGGAGUUCAGAGCACCACAAGUGUCUAAGAAUCUGGAAUUCAGUCUGCAAUCAUACAGUGGCACAGAACUACUGGAUUCCAAGACUUUCCACCUUGUUCCUCUCAUGACAUCCUCUUUAUGCUUGAAUGUCUCAUCUACGACUGUCGUGGUCAGCUGGCCUACAUUAGAUGAUGGAGAUGUCUUGGAUGUGUGUUUGGAUGAGCAGUGUUGGGUUGCUUCCCAUUUUCAGCCAUUCCACCAGGUGACAGGCUUUCAGCCUGGACAUCAUUACAAUGUCAGUGUGGCAAAGAAAACAUUCGUCCCUCAUCUCCAAAUUAAUGUUACACAAAGCUUGCAGCUGGCCGUAAAGACAGCUCAGUGUCCCGUUGGCUGGCUUGCUGUGGGAUGGAGCUGUUAUAAGGUGAACCCGAGGUUCAUGUCAUGGUCUGGAGCAAAGCAAGCGUGUGAAAGGUCAACCCCAGGGUCACAUCUGGCCAACAUAAAGACAGAUGCAGAGUUUCUGUCCAUCAUAUCCUUCUUAGAGUCCUAUAACCACCUUCUGCUGUUGUGGACCGCUUUGAAUGACCGUGAGACAGAAGGUGACUUCCGCUGGUUUGAUGGCUCUACUUACAACUUAAAUAUUGAAAUGACAUCAUCGCUUGCACCCAAUCAAACGGGCUGUGUUGCAAUGCAGAAGAAUGCGACUGGAGCAGGAUACUUCUUCACUGCUUUCCUGUGUUACAUGCAGCUUCCCUACAUAUGUCAAGAAGAGUUAUUGCAGAGCAGCAGUAAAUUGCUGGAUCUGGAGAGUGUGUGCGAAACUGAAGCAGCAUUUAUCUGGUCGAAUGAAUCUCACCUGGACUUAUCUGCUGGUUUUACUCUUGCUCUACAAUCAGAAGAUGAAUCAAAGAUGAAACCGUCUCACAUAUUGCACUCACAAACACUCAAGACAAAGUGAGAGUUCAAGAUCUCUCUCCUGGCCACAUCUAUCGUUUCUCACUGGUUCU
Sinocyclocheilus grahami is the source of this 1123-nucleotide messenger RNA. RefSeq lists its product as uncharacterized. Lineage: Eukaryota; Metazoa; Chordata; Actinopteri; Cypriniformes; Cyprinidae. The coding region runs from base 1 to 1074 and encodes 357 amino acids. The record is from RefSeq and is a predicted model, not a curated record. The transcript has 6 exons.